AAUAAAGAAAGUGACUCAUUUUUCCGAUGAGGAGAGAGAGAAAGUGUCUCGCACGAGCCUCGACUCUCGAUAGUCUUACUUCGUUCAUGAACGAAAGUGGAUCGAGCAACUGAGCUCAUAUAUUCAGAAAGAAACAAAUGUGCUAUACCAUGAAACAUAAACUAUCUUUUUGCUUACUUCCUAUGUUACUUUUUCAAUUGUGCAUUAUGGAAAUUCCAGAGAAUUUAUAUUCGAUAUCCGCUAUAAAUUCACUUAACGUGUCAAUGAUCGAGCCAUUAGGAAUAUGGGGUGAAAUUUUAGAAAACUGGACUAUUUCCGAUUCAAAAAUAACCAGAAUGUCGAAAGUGAUGAAAUUGGGAGAUAAAAGUUUAACCGUAACGAGUAAAAUAUCGAUGCCAAACAAACGGGAAGUCUCUGAAACAGAUCUCUAUUUACUUGGUGCGAUAGAGAAACUUGUCUACAGAGUAGAUUUUUUAGAAAAUCGUCUCAGAAGAGCGGAAGAACUUCUGUAUUAUGUAAUUUCUGGAAAUAUCAACAAAAAAGAACCCUGUCCCAGUAAUUACUCCAAAAUCGGCCAGAAUUGCUAUCACUUUAGCAAUCGUGAAUUCGACUGGAAAUCGUCGGCAAGCCUUUGUCGAGGAAUGGGCGGCCAAUUAUUGGAAUUUGAUACUAAUAAUGAAAAACACGAUGUAAUAGUUAAUUUACAAACGAAUUCUAAAUUAAAAGGUAAAACCUUUUGGACAGGAGGAUUAAAUCCAGGUCUUCUUUGGAUCUGGGCUAGUAGUGCAAAACCAGUUUAUCAAAAUACUAAAUACACUGUUCCUGGUGAUGGAAGAUGUUUAAAAUUAUCCUACAAUUCUACAUCUAAAUUGUACUCUUAUCAAAGUGAUGAUUGUGGCGCAAAACACAAAUAUGCUUGUAAAUUGGCAAAAGAUGAUGAUUCAGCAAAAAAAAUUGAGAAAACUGCAAAAAUGUUGAACGAAUAGCAUUAAAUGUAAUAACUAAUAUUUAAUAACAUGUGUGUAAAUUCAUUGUAUUCAUUGCAUAUAUAUUUAUUUGAUUUCAAAAAUUCAUAUUUAAUAAUAUUAAAAAAUAUAAUACUUGUAUAUAAAAAUAAGUAAACACAAUAUACUUAAUGUAAUAUUAAAUAUAAUCAUAAGUACUGUAUGUUAAGUUCAACUAAUAUUGAAAUUAAUUUAUACAAUGAUAGAAUUAUUAUAUCAUUAUUAUUAUUAUUAUUUCAAUUAUUGAUUAUUUAAUAAUGUAAAUUAUUAUUAAAUAAUAAAACAUAUAAUAAAAUUUUAAUUAAGUACAAUGAAUUAGGAAUGAUUAAUAAGUAUAAGAAAAAAACUAUAAUAAAAUAAAUCUAAUAAAUAUUUUAAAAAAUUUAAAGCGUUUUACCGUUCACAGUUUGUAUUAUAUACACGUUCUGUUUCUGAAACAAGAUAUAUGUGUACAUUAAUUGUACGAUAUUAAUUCAUACAAUUUCUUGCAUGGCAAAUCAUAUUGCAAUUUGAUGAAAUUGCUUUUGCAAUUUGAUGACUCAUAAUAAGACUUCGUUUUCCCUCGUUUAUCAUUCCAAGAACAUCGUGACUAUUAGUGAUAAGUCCUCCAUUCUCAUAGAUUAGAUUUUUAGUUUUUUCAAUAUUAGGUAUCGAAACAC
Molecule: messenger RNA, 1663 nt
Organism: Apis florea (little honeybee)
Lineage: Eukaryota; Metazoa; Arthropoda; Insecta; Hymenoptera; Apidae
Product: CD209 antigen-like protein D
Source: RefSeq, a predicted model, not a curated record